This is a messenger RNA of Hydractinia symbiolongicarpus, 2491 nucleotides long. Its product is annotated as deleted in azoospermia-like. Bases 336 to 1493 code for a protein of 385 amino acids. Gene Ontology annotation, molecular function: RNA binding. The record is from RefSeq and is a predicted model, not a curated record. NCBI's taxonomy places the organism in Eukaryota, Metazoa, Cnidaria, Hydrozoa, Anthoathecata, Hydractiniidae. The transcript has 9 exons.
UUAUAUUUUAGAUUAGAAAGUAGAAUUGAACACCCUGGUACUAAUAAUAAUAGUCGAUCGGGAAUAAAUUGAUGACACAAAAGUUAAAGCAAGAUUCAAUUUAAGUGUUGCAAUUUUAAGCGUGCCGAUGAAAUUGCAUUCUUGUGAAUUAUAUGAAAAGAACGUUAAAUAAUUCUCUGGGGAUUGAAAAACUCAUGAAGAAAAAAGAAGGUAUAAAACGAAUUCAUUCAUACGCGCAGGAUUAGUCACACGUUGCUUUAAUUGACAAAGGACGUCAGUUUUGUGCUUCACAAGAAAAGGGAAUUUCCAAAAGAAGCCUUCAUUACCCUAAAAUAAUGGCUGAUGUUGUAAAAUACGGAAUACAAAUACCAAAUCGAGUUUUCGUCGGUGGUGUAGCCUUUGAUACCAAGGAGGAUGAACUUAGAGAGUUUUUUUCGAAAUAUGGAAAGAUCAAAGAGUGUAAAAUUAUUAAAGAUAAUCAAAGUAUUAGCAGAGGAUUCGCUUUUGUCACGUUUGAAAGCAAACAUGAUGCAAUACAGACUCAACAGCUGGGGACGGUGUUCUUCAAGCAGAAAAAGUUGAAUUUAGGUCCAGCUAUUCGACAGAAGGGAGUUGUAUUCAAUGGAGCGAAAGAGGUUGAAAAUGAACCUGUACUUUCAACUGGCGUAUAUAUACACCCAAGUGGUUAUUCCUAUACUGUAGCACCAAAUGGAGUUUGGUACUUCCACAAUUCUGAUGGAACUCCGCCUUCAGUUACCCCUGGUACACCUCCAAUGGCGUACACAUCAAAUAUAGUACAGAAAACUCAGAAUCAUGCGCGUCGAAGUAGCACUGGUAGCUCUACAUGUGGUUCAGUUUCGCCUUCCACAGUACAAGAUACAUUACCUGUUUUUCAUGGUGCACCACCAACAGAAUUAGCUCCCAUAACUGCUCCUGCACCUCAUAUUUUGCACCCACACACCUCAUAUCAGGGGAGAAGUUACGUGUCAAACCCUCCAACCUAUGGAAGCCCAAAUAUUCAUGUUGCUUUUCAAAAUAUGUCGAUAUCUUCACACAUUCCAUCCCAUGGUGCGCCUACGAAUCAAGUACAUGUUGCUCCUGCUGGUCCAGGGCAUCAUCCAAUGCAUUACACACGGAUGACAGAAAUGUAUGUACCAUACUACCCUCAGGAAGGAAAAGUUGUCACCAGCUGUGACGGGGGCAUGCAGCGGAUGAACGAACAUUAUUUGACUGGAUGUGCUGUACAAAAACCAGAAUACCAUCCAAUGAUACCUUCCACUCUUUCCCAUGCUAAAGGUCCUUAUAUGUAUCCCCCAUAUUGCACUGAUCCCUCUGGUCCUACGUACAUCUAUCCACAUCAUGACCCUGUAAUCAUUAAUGAAAUGCAACCUGGUAUGUACAAGAAAUUUAUUACAAAACCAAUGUAUGUAAAAACUAUUCCUGAAGUAAGCUGUAACCAAGACCAUAAUAAUUCCACUUUAGCUGUGCACUAGCGUUUAAUCGGAUGCCAGUUCUAUUUGGUAAGGCUAAAAUAAAAUACCUAUUUUAAAAUGUCUCUCAAAUUUUAUUUCACCAUUACUGAAGCAGUCGCAUUUUCAUUAUACUUCGUUUCUAAAUAUCAGAUUAGUGUAGUUGAUCCUAAAGAAUCACAGAAAAUUAAUGUUAAAAAUAAAAUUUAGUUUGUUAAGAUUAAAAGAUUUUGUUCAUCAUUUAUACAUUUUUUAUGUUAAAUAAAAAAAUAAAUAUGAUGUACAUAUAUUAUUAAAUAACUUUUAAAAAUUAUAUUUCUCAUGUUGUAGUUUGUAUCUGUCGUAAAGUGACCAGUCUAUUUGUGUUUUUUAAUGUACGUAUUAUUUUACGAACUUUGUAUUUUUAUCUUUAUUUUUAUGAUGCAUGUUUAUUUUUAUUACUGCUUUAUAAUUACACGCUCAAUUUCUCUAAAAUAAUUUCCAUCAUUCCUUCUUUAACCCUCUCCUCUUUCCUCGUCAUUAGUUUCAAAACGUCCCCAAUUUAUUCAAUCACCCUUCUUAUUCCCACAGUUAUACCUUUCUAAUAAAUUAGGAAAUACUGGCGCAGUGUUCACGAUGUUCGUGUUUGUCUUGUUGAGCUCUUAGGUCGCUUAAAUGUAAUGUGUUGUUCAUCCUUAAAAAUGUUAUAAACAACAAAAACCAACUUAUUUAUCCGGCUUCUCCAAAGUUGUUCCAAUCGAAUGAAGGAUAAAUAAUUCUGGUUUUUGGUUCCAUAGUUCUUAAAUUAUUUAAAAAAAACAAGCUUUUAUGCAAUAUAUUAAAAGAAAAUUAUAACGAAAUAUAAAAAUCUUAGUUACGAAAUAUUUUAGAUCAUCUUUUUUAAAGAUAAUCAGUGUGUAUCUUUGCCUAGUUAAAAUUAGGCUAUUGUACAAAAAAAUUGUGUUGUAUGUAUUGCUAUGAGUAAUUUAUAAUGUAAGCUGUAUUUAUGACAGUAAAUUUGUACCGUGUAUAGUGUGUCAAAA